Molecule: messenger RNA, 744 nt
Organism: Arctia plantaginis
Lineage: Eukaryota; Metazoa; Arthropoda; Insecta; Lepidoptera; Erebidae
Source: the annotation of a GenBank genome assembly
AUGGCGAUAUAUAAAGUGUUACUAUUAUUAUUUGCCGCUGUGACAGCAUCGAGCGCUUCAAGUACACGUAUGUUCGGAGGACGAUGUUCCAAGCGGGACCCCAACGUGGACGCGUGUCUUCUGCGAAACUUUAACUCACUCAUCGAGUACAUGAAAGGCGGGGCCCCCGAACUGGGCAUUGAAGAGGCUGAGCCUAUUCAAAUAGAUGAGUUAACCAUCGCUUUGGGCGGUGGCCCAGAUGGAUAUCGCGCGAGCUUCAACGACAUUCGUGCAACUGGAGCAUCUAAUAUGACUAUUACUAAUGUCAGGUCAGACUUAGAGACGCACCAGUUCCAAUUGACAUUGUUCGGGCCCCACAUUAGUGCUCGCGCCCGCUACCGUUCUUCAGGAGUGUUGUUGCUAGUUCGAGCAAGCGGAGGCGGUGAUUACUGGGGUGAAUACGAUGGUGUUAAAGCCAAAGUAUACUUCCGUGGAGAACCGUACACGCGCGACGGGCGCACUUACUUGAAACUUGUGCAACUGAAGCUCGACUUCACCGUCAAAGAUAUACAGAUGGGAGUGGAAAACCUACACAAUGCAAACUCAGUGCUACAAGCAGCACUUAACCUAUUCAUAAACACAAACGCCCAAGAACUACUCAAAGAGAUGAAGCCGGAAUUGAAGAGAGAUUUAGCGGAGAAGAUGGCUCGUUUCUUAGACCAUAUCCUGCAACAGAUACCUUACGACGAUUGGGUCGUAGACUAA